Musa acuminata subsp. malaccensis (wild Malaysian banana) is the source of this 1552-nucleotide messenger RNA. RefSeq lists its product as uncharacterized. The record is from RefSeq and is a predicted model, not a curated record. NCBI's taxonomy places the organism in Eukaryota, Viridiplantae, Streptophyta, Magnoliopsida, Zingiberales, Musaceae.
GUCGGGUGCUCGGGAAGCCCUCAUCUGUUAAUCGUGCUCUGUUACAGCGGACGGGCUUCGUCUUUACGCCUCUCUGGAGUCGAGGCGUCGGAGAGAGCGGCGAAGGGUGUCGCGAGCGAUCGAGCAGGAAACCCUAUUUAUCGAUCGAUCCCCACUUGGAAUCGAGCCCUCGAGAGAAAACAGUCGAUGUCGGAGGUGUUCUCUGUGGUUUUUUGAGGGUUUUAAUCGGCCAUGGCGCUUGGGAAGCUCACCAUCGUCCUCGGAGCGGGUUUAAUUGGGUCCAUGCUUACGAAGGAUAGGAAUCUAUCUGAUAUUACACCCCUUUUUUCUGGUGCUUUCAGGAUUUUUACGAAGCACCUGCAACAAGAUAAAGACAACCCUCGGUCCACUAGCAAACCCCAAACUGAUUCUCUGUUAGCUCAGGUUAACACACUUCGAGAGGAGCUGCAACUCUUGGCAUCAUCAAGAUCAGUUACAAUUGUUACUGGUGAUGGAUCAGAUUCCAGAAGAAACAGGGUAACAGCCAUUAUUGUUGUUGGAGCUCUUGGAUAUGUUUUUAUAUGGUGGAAGGGAUGGAAACUUUCAGACAUGAUGUUUGUGACACGGCGUGGCUUAUCUGAUGCUUGCACUCGAGUAGGCAAGCAAUUGGAGCUACUUUCAUCAUCUAUUGCAGCUGCCAAGCGACAGAUAUCUUCAAGAAUGGAUCGUGUAGACAGUAAUUUGGACGAGUGUAAGGAGCUUGCUGCUGCUACCAAAUGUGAGGUCUCACAACUGCAUGGGGAUUUAAGUCUGUUCCAUACUGAAGUUGAAUCUGUUCACCGUGCUGUCCAGACUCUGGAGACAAAGCUUGGACGAAUAGAGGGAAGUCAGGACUUUGCGACCAGAGGAGUCUAUCAGCUUUGCCAGUUUGUUGAGAGAUUGGAGCAGGGAAGAAACCAAGAGUUUCUUCAGGACUCACCAACCACUUCUCAGCGAGCUAUUGAACUUCCACAAACUUCUUCAGUAGUGGCAAGGACGAGUUCUUUGCCACCUUUAGCAGUAGAAUCACCAUCACCAUCAUCAACAUCGCCGUCUAUUGCUCUUGAGAGCCCUAGGAUUCUGCGAUCAUCAACUGCUGUAUCAGCUUCAGGCCUAAAGGAGCUGCAGGAUAUUUCAAAUGCAAUUAAACCAGGAAGCAUGAAAUCAAAUAUGAUGUCUGGAAAUACCUCUGAAGUCUCCAAUGGAACUACUGAAGAACCAAAUGGCACUGCACCAAGUUCCAGUCGGUCCAUCUGGAAGUCUACGGAGGAACAAAACAGUGCUGUGCCAAGUUCCAGCCGGUCCAUGUGGAAGUUGCCAAGCAUCAGUUUUCUCUCGAGAACCCGCAGUUCUGCUACCUAACCACUUGUUGGGUUGCCAAAGAAUUCCUCCGAGUUCUGGGAUGAUGUAGUUUUCGCCACAGGUUAAAGAGAGGGGUAGCGCUCUAAAUUUCAUAAUACAAACCAAACACCAAAUUUUUGUAGAUGUAAAGAUCAUUGGCAAGCAAUUGGUUCAGAAUUGCCCUCUUUAUCAA